Messenger RNA from Rotaria socialis, 4971 nucleotides. Lineage: Eukaryota; Metazoa; Rotifera; Eurotatoria; Philodinida; Philodinidae. The record is from the annotation of a GenBank genome assembly.
AUGUCAACAGAAAAUCAAGAAAUAAAUAAUUCAAAUUCGUCAUCGUUAACAAAUGAUGAUUCAACUGGGAAAAUGAAAGGAUGGUUUAAAUUAAUCGAAACAAUUCGUAAAUCAGGUUCAGAAUCAAAUGAAUCAAUACGAUCACUUCCGAACAGUAAUUUAAAUAAUAAUUUUAUUACAAAUACGCAAAGAAAUUCAUUUGAACAUCCUUUACAAUCAACAAAUAUCAAUGGACAUUCAUUAGAAUCAUCUGAAUUAAUAACUACAAUCCAUGCAUUGGAUUCACCACCAAAUAUAUUUAAUUCGCCAUCAAUCAUUAGUAUAUCAUCAACACCACGACAAAAUAUAGAAGAUAUACCGUCAGUAGAAAUGGAAUCAACUUCGCAAUUACGACGAGAAAGUGCACCUUUCAUUGAAAUCGAGUCAUCAGUAACAACUGCAGGAUCAUCGCCAGCAUCAUCAGAUUCAAAAUCUUCUCCAAAACCAAUGAAAAGAUCAACUGCACGUAAGUCAACGAGAUCGAGACAACCAAUGCCCAUUGCAAAACCUGCUGUUAUAUCUACACCCAUCACUGAAGAUAUAUCUGAUGAUGAUGAUGUGCCAAUUAUUGACAUUCGUGCACCUAAGAAAACAUCCAUUGAUACAUUAUCGAUUCCAUUGAGAAAAGAUUCUAUUAUUCCGUUAGCUACUGAUCUUCGAUCAUUGCCUGGUCAUAGUCAAGAUGAAAUUCGCGAUAUUCGUUUUUUAGCUUAUUCUGAUAUUGAUACAUUAUCGAUGCAUUUUCAAACAUGUUUAUAUGUUGAUCAAAGAUCAGUAGGGUCAUCGAAACAAUAUAUAUAUAAAACACGGUGUAAUGUGUUAAAUAAAAUUUUAAAAUUAUAUUACAUAAAAACUUUUCGAAAAAAAUUAUCAUCAGAAAAAUCCUCAAAUAAAAAUAAUAACCACAAACAACAGCCAUUAUCUGUGAUAAGUUCACCAACAUCGAUAUCAUUUAAAUUAGAUUGGAAUGUCAAUAGAAGAAAUUCAUUAUCAACACAUCGACAUACACCAAAGAAUUUUUUUCAUAUUUUACAAGUCAAUCCCAAAAAAAAAUUUUCAUUAUUGGAUGCACCAUCGAUAUCAACAUCGAAAUCUCCGAUUCAAACAUUUGAACGCAUGAAAGAUAUUCUUGCACGUACAUAUUAUCCGCAUUUUUAUAAAGCUAUCGAAUAUGGAUAUCAAUUUGGUUCAAAGUCAAAAUUUCCGAAUACUCAACAAUUAAUAACUACACAUGGUGAUAUUAUAAAUAUUAAAGAAAUGCCGGAAUCACCAGAUUUAAUUGAUGAUUCAAUAACAAUUACACUUAAAUCUCCACCGUCUACAACAAGACGUGAUUCAAGCAUAACAAUGCAACAAUCAGUGGCAUUUACUAAAGAGCAAAAAACCAAAAGAACAGAAAAUGAUAAUAAAUCACUCUGUCUAAAACAGAAUCAAAGUCAAUUAUAUGAAAAUUUUGAUGAACUAUCAUCAUGGUCAAUUAGAAAAUCAGUUGUCGUUUUAACACCAGCUAAAGUUCCAUUACAAUCACAACCAGUAACUGAUAGAGAAAAGAUUUCGACUGUAAAUCGAAAACGAAAAUCAUCAACAACAACAACAAAUUCAAAUGUUAUUGACAGAAAAAAGAAACGAAUUAUAUCGCCACCAUCACAAGAGAUAAUCAAUCAAAUUGAAGAUAUUUCAGAUUCAGAUAGUGGCACAGAUCUUUUACCUACACAAUUACCAAAGCCAUGCUUUAUUAAAAAUGGUCUUUGUUCAAAUUUCUAUAAAACAACAACGAAUAAUAAUUCUAAGACAUCUAGUAAUAAAGACCGACUAGAAAGGCGACGACGGCAAUCAUCAGGUUCAUUACCACCUUUUUAUACUGGAAUCUUUGAAUCUGAUAAUGAAAAAUCAUCAUUUGUUGAUUAUCAUCUACCAUACGAUAUUUAUUGGUUUGCUCAACAACAAAAUAAAGAAAAAACAUUAGAAGUUUCAUCUGCAGCACCUACAUCUUCCAUAUCAAUGUUUCAACAUAAAAAGAAAAAAUCAGAUAAACCAAAACCAAAACGACAAUCACCGUAUAAAAAAAUCUUGCGCAAUGUAUAUACAGAUCAAAUACGACAAAACCUUUUAUCAUCAUAUAGUACAGCGAAAGCACCAGUUUGCGAUUGUAGACCAUCUGGGACAUGUGAAGAUGGUGUAUGUGUUAACAGAAUGAUAUUUACUGAAUGCCUUCCGGAUUGUGUUUGUGGUGUUAAAUGUAGCAAUCAGAAAAUUCGUAAAAAUCAAUGGUGUAAACAUGUUGACGUAUUUGAUACAGGCAAAUAUGGUCAAGGCUUACGUGCAAUGGGUCCAAUAGCCAAAGGUACAUUUUUAUGUGAAUAUGUUGGUGAAAUCAUUACAGAAGAAAGAUUUCAUGAACGUAUGGCAAAUCUCUAUUCAAAAGAUGAACAUCAUUAUACAAUGAAAUUAACUCAAAAUCUAGUUAUUGAUGCUUAUCGUAUGGGUGGCAUAGCACGUUUUGCUAAUCAUUCAUGUUCACCGAAUUGUGAAUUUCAAAAAUGGACUGUUGAUGGUUUACAACGUAUGUGUAUGUUUUCAUUACGUCCGAUAAAAGCUGGUGAAGAAUUAACAUAUGAUUAUAAUUUUGAAUGUUUUAAUUUGCAAGCUCAACAACCAUGUUAUUGUGAAAGUCAAAAAUGUCGAGGUACUAUCGGUACAAAACAGUCAGUUACAUCAACAACAACAAAUAAUAUAUCAACAAUAACACAAAAAUUAACACAACGCGAAAAAAAAAUGAUUUCACAAUCAGCUAUUUUUCUACUACGAAAUCUUAGAAAAGUGAAAGCGAAACAUGCUUCUAGAAAAAAAAUCUGUACUAAACUAAAACAACUAAAUAACAAACAAACCACCGUGCCACUUUUUUUUCCACAAAAUUAUUAUCAUUCAAAUACACCGAACAAUCAAUCAACAUUAGCUGGUCUAAGAAAAACUCCUAAACUAGUUCACAAAGAUUUAUUCUACCUAUUUUACAAUCACAUUCGUCGUUCACAUUUCAUAAAAACUCGUCGACAUUAUACUGAGCUUAUCGAUCAAACAUGUUAUUAUGCUCAACUAGCACAAUUAACUCUUAUUCUUAAUGAAAUAUUUGAAUUAAUAUCAAAUCAUAAAUGUACAAAUAUAGAUAUGACACCUUCGAUUGUAUUAAAAAAAUGUCCAUCCAAACGUUUAUUUCCAGCAUAUUAUGAAAUAAUAACAAAACCAAUUGAUUUAACAAUGAUAAGAAAUAAAUUAGACAAUGGAGAAUAUUCAUCAUUUCAUUCUUUUGAACAAGAUUUAUUAUUAUUAUUCAAAAAUGCUAUGACAUAUUGUGGCAAAAAUUCAGAUGAAGCACAAGCUAUAUUAGAAUUACAAAGUUAUUUUGUGAAUACAUUAAAAUUUGAAUAUGUAGAUAUAUUAAAUUUAUUUGUAAAUAUGAAAGAAAAAGAUCGACACUUAGCAAGUUUAAGCACACUUGAAAAGUUCAUAAGUAGUUUUCAUGAAAGAGAAGUUAUUCAUGGACAAAUAAGAGAAAUUCUUUAUGAUGUUAUCUUUAAUAUUGAUGAUAAUUCAAAUAAUGAAUCACCAAUUGUUUAUAAAAUAGUACUUGCUGGUAAUGUUAAUUCACAUCGAACACUAAGAUCAAGAACAUCGCCGGACUUUGUUGUACAUUGCCGAUGUGGAUCAGUUUAUGAUGAGAGUUCACUCGUGCAAUGUUAUGCUUGUCAAUUAUGGCAACAUGUCGCCUGUGUUUCAAUAGUCGAUUCAAGUCGGCCAUAUUAUUGUUUUGAAUGCCAACCCGCAUGUGAACACAAUCCGUCAGCGUGCUUAAAAACAAAUGUUAUGAUAGCUGCUACUUUAUCACCGUUACAAACCUAUGAUGACAAUCAUAGUUCGUUUUCAGCAUUGACACGUUCGGAUGGCUUUAUUAUACGUAUAAAUGAAUGUUAUUUUGUACCGAAACAAGAUGAAAACAAUAUUGAUAGAUCAUUAGCAUCACCUGAAUACGAUAUUUUAUUUAUUGAGCGUCUUUGGAUUGAUGACUAUGGUAUUGGCCAAGCAUCUGGCUUCUAUUAUAUACGUCCGAAUGAAACAUUUCAUGAACCAAAUAGGAAAUUUUUUCCCUAUGAAGUAUUUCGUUUUCCCUCUUCAAAUGAUCCUUUACCAAUCAGUUCCGUUGUUCGCCCUUGUUUUGUAUUGGAUAUAGGAACCUAUUGUAAAGGCAAACCAAUAAGUGAUAAUAGUAGCCGAGUACUACCAAGUGAUUUAUUUAUCUGUGAAUACCGUGUUGAUAAAUUAGCAAGAACAUUUACACGUUUACUGAAAUCAAGGCAUUUUGGAAUCAAUACGAAAUCUUACUGUUUUGAUAAUUACGUUGAAAAACUUUCAAUAAAACGAGAAUAUCAGCCAUAUCAAAAAGACCUUCAACAACAACAACAACAACAACAACAUCAUCAUCACUCUUAUGAUAAUCGUCGACGUUCAACAGCAAAUGCAAACAAACUCAUUAGUCUACAAUUGGAAGAAAAAUCUACACGUAUCAAUGGUAUUGUUGAAAAAAUCUAUUGUCGUUAUCAUGAUCAAAAUUUAAGACCAAUUGAAACAAAAUAUACUGUUGAUCAACUUGUUCAAGGCUCAUCGAUGCCCCCAAACUUAAAUCAUCUAGAUCAUCAUAAUAACAAUACACGACUGGAAAAACACCUAUUAUCAAUAUCAUCAUCAUCGAUUUCGCCACCACUACAUGCUCUAGCUGGAACAAUCAGUGAGAAACGUCGUACUAUAUCUCUAUCAUCUGAUGAUGAUAUUGUUGAGCUUGUGCCUGACAGCGAUUGUCAGAGAAUAUCAAAGAAACGUUUGCUGAAACAGCCAAGAGUUAAUGCACAUAUAAGUGAUGAGACCAUUGAUCAAGUCUAA